GCCAGGCGCACCCAGACGCUCUUCUGCUCCAGCCCUCGUCGCCCGGUCAUGGGUCUCGGGCGCGAGGCCACCCUGUCUGCGGCGUGACGGGCGGCUCAGACGGUCACCAUGGGCCAGUGCUACUACAAUGAGACCAUCGGCUUCUUCUACAACAACAGCGGCAAGGAGCUCAGCUCCCACUGGCGGCCCAAAGAUGUGGUUGUGGUGGCACUGGGGCUGACUGUCAGCGUGCUGGUGCUGCUGACCAACCUGCUGGUCAUCGCGGCCAUCGCCUCCAACCGUCGCUUCCACCAGCCCAUUUACUACCUGCUUGGCAACCUGGCCGCAGCUGACCUCUUUGCCGGUGUAGCCUACCUCUUCCUCAUGUUCCAUACAGGCCCGCGCACAGCCCGGCUCUCACUUCAGGGCUGGUUCUUGCGGCAGGGCCUGUUGGACACGAGCCUGACGGCGUCCGUGGCCACACUCCUGGCCAUCGCUGUGGAGCGGCACCGCAGUGUGAUGGCUGUGCAGCUGCACAGCCGCCUGCCCCGAGGCCGGGUCAUCAUGCUCAUCGUGGGCGUGUGGGUGGCCGCGCUGGGCCUGGGGCUGCUGCCCGCCCACUCCUGGCACUGCCUCUGCGCCCUGGACCGCUGCUCGCGCAUGGCCCCCCUGCUCAGCCGCUCCUACCUGGCCGUCUGGGCCCUGUCCAGCCUGCUCGUCUUCCUGCUCAUGGUGGCUGUCUAUACUCGCAUCUUCUUCUAUGUGAGGCGGCGGGUGCAGCGCAUGGCAGAGCAUGUCAGCUGCCACCCCCACUACCGUGAAACCACGCUCAGCCUGGUCAAGACUGUUGUCAUCAUCCUGGGGGCGUUUGUGGUCUGCUGGACACCGGGCCAGGUGGUGCUGCUUCUGGAUGGUCUGGGCUGCAAGUCCUGCAACGUCCUGGCUGUGGAGAAAUAUUUCCUACUCCUAGCCGAGGCCAACUCGCUGGUCAACGCUGUGGUGUACUCAUGCCGAGAUGCUGAGAUGCGCCGCACCUUCCGCCACCUCCUCUGCUGUCUGUGCCUUCGCCGGUCCACCCACAAGUCUGUUCGCUACACAUCCUCCACCCAGACAGGCCCUAGCACUCGCAUCAUGCUUCCUGAGAAUGGCCAUUCCCUGAUGGACUCCACCCUUUAGCUAACCUUGGACUUCAGCAGGGUACAGCAAAUGCCAGAGCUCUGCCCCUGGCCACUUGUGGGUGCGCCCGGCUCUACCCAAUCUGCGGGCCAGACUUAAAGGCAGACCCUCAGUCUGGCUUGGCAUGAAACCACUGCCAGCCCUACCCAGGCAGACAACUGUGCCCAUCUCAGGGCCUGUAGGUUGGGGUCAUCUAAGCACCUGGGAGAGAGUUGAACGGGGUGCAGGAAUCUGGCCCUUCAGUCAUCUCAGGUUGCAGGGCUUUUUAACGGACACUUUUCUGUUUUUACUGCACAUGCCUGGCAAGCCCUGUGGACUGCUUCCUCGUCCACGGUGGCGUGGGUAAUAAAGGUGGGAGAGAUGAGGGCCCCCUCAGGCCACGCUGCCCAGUGCAACAGGGUAACAAGGAUGGACCAUGGGCGCCCCAUCUGCCUGAGGCUGAUUGUUUAGGCCACAGACUGAGGAGUGCUGAGCGUGAGCUGGGAAAGGUUUAUGGCCUCUGGCAGCCUCCAGUGGUCUUGCCUAUCCCCACAAGAGUUAAGGGGGUCUACAAGGAGGGGGUCUAUAAAGAGUAAACCUUUCCGCUCCGAGGUCUCCAAA
Aethalodelphis obliquidens (Pacific white-sided dolphin) is the source of this 1755-nucleotide messenger RNA. RefSeq names its product lysophosphatidic acid receptor 2 (gene LPAR2). The record is from RefSeq and is a predicted model, not a curated record. Gene Ontology annotation, biological process: G protein-coupled receptor signaling pathway. The transcript is spliced from 3 exons. NCBI's taxonomy places the organism in Eukaryota, Metazoa, Chordata, Mammalia, Artiodactyla, Delphinidae. Gene Ontology annotation, cellular component: membrane. Gene Ontology annotation, molecular function: lysophosphatidic acid receptor activity. The coding region runs from base 109 to 1155 and encodes 348 amino acids.